AUGAAACUAAGACACAAAAGAAAACAGAUUUGGCGCAUAAUAAAUGUGUGUUUCCUGCUGUGGCUCCAGCAGGCGCCCGCAGGCGCUGUGCGGUGCAUGGAGAUGUCUUUUGACGACAUGCUAGACCUCCACAUGCGCAUGCUGGGCAGUGUAGGGGGGGUUUCUGUGGGCUUGAACUGCUACUGGCACGGAAGCCCUAUGUGCGCCUACAUAAGCAGGCAUCUGGGCUUUAUGCAAAACGCGCGGAUGUUUCUGUCCAGCAUGCGGGCGAGCUUUGGGCUAUCUCUGAAUGGAUCUAGCAAUGGGCUGGAUUAUUACAAGUACACGCGAACUCCGUGCCACGACACGGCGCAUCUGUUUAUGGCGACUCCAAAUGUCUUAGCAGAAAGCGAAGACAGUGAAUAUGCAAGCGAGUACUGCACCGCAAUGAUACUGAUGUUUCCAUUAGGAACCGAUGAGCGCCUUUCCAUUGAAUCCACGCAGACGGACUCUUUCACAGGCUUCCUGCGCAGGUGCUGCAGGAAAGACCAGCCGCUCUACAUAUUGGCGGCGCUGCUUUUGCUGAGCGAGGGCGUGGAUGUGCCCAUCGAGGCGGCUGGCGACAAAGUUGUUCUGGCGUGCAGAAAAGGCCCGAAUGCGCCAUUGCAUGACAUCUUUACAAUAGGCAAGGGUCUGGAUGCCGAAAGGGUUUCGCAGAAUGUGUGCCAGGUCGUGGGCUUUUUUAAGAAGCACAAGAACACUAGAAGCAUGCCAAACACAUUUUUCGAGUUUCAGACGGGCGGCUUUCUGGAGUGUCCGCAGUUUCUGAUCAGCACAUACAUAUACGAGUACAUAGGCAGUACCAAAGACAUGGUGAGGUUUUUCGAGUGCGUGCUAGAGCUUCUGGAGGGUCUGGGGCUGCUUCCCGAGCUUCCCGCAGCCAGCAGCUCGGCAGAAAGCGUGUUUAGCAGGCUGUUCAUGCCAAGUGAGGAUCUGCGCACGAAGCUGCAGCAUUUUUUACCGCUUAUAGAAACCCAUGCGCACGCAGAGCUAUUGGAGUGCCUGGGCCUUGCUGCACAGGCGCAGAGGCGGCAAAAUACACCAAGCCAGCCGGACUUGCCUGUGUGUGGAGAAUACGGCUGCCAAAGACAUGCGGGCUCUUUGGAAGAGGAGCCGGUUUUCUGCACAGAAAAAGGCCUGCGCGCGCUUCUUCUAUGCCUUGCAUACAACCCCGACAAGAUGCUGUACGACAUAAACGGGUUUUUGUGCAAAAGCGAAAGCUCGGGGGAGACAGAGCGCACACGAAAACUUCUUAGUGAAGAGCAGAACCAAAUGAUCGUGUGCUCUGCUUUGACAUCACACUUGGAGUGGACGUGGCCAAAGAUAACCCGGUGGUUUGGAAAAAACAGGCAUCUUAAGGAAAGCCUUCGCGGGAAGGGUUCUGGGAUACUGGACCUUAUGUGCGUGCUUGUCCAAAUAUCUGGCAGAGCCGCAGAGCUUCUUCCGGCGAUACAGAAGUGUAAGGAGGAGAUAGGACAGGCCUUGAACUGCGCUGAAGAAGCAGCCCAGAAGGUAAAUGCAUGUGUUUUCGAGGUUUUUUCGGCGCUGGCGGUAAGUAAAAACAUAGGCGUGUGUGUCUAUAAUUAUGUAAGACGCGGCAGCUCUGAGGAAGGAACGCUUUUGAUAGCCCACCAGAGCACAGACGGGGCGCACCAUUAUAAGGUAGAAAUAGAGUUCAACAGAGGCCACAUGAAGGUUGAAAUGAGCCUACCCGUCCGGGGGUUUUCUGUGCACAUGAAAAGACUGGCGUCUGUGGAGUGUGCCUCCUACCGAAUGCACGGAUCGUUUGCGAGCUGCGUGUUUGCUGAGUAUCUGAGCAGAACGGCUGCGCAGAGAAGAUUUUCCGAGCCCCCUUUGGAUUUGUCCCAAAAGCUGUGGGAUGCUACAAGAGCCAUCGCAAGGAGCAGCCCGAAUAACCCGAAUCGGGUUCUUUUGCUGCACCCUAUACAAACUCUGAUGUGCAAAAAGUUGGUUGUUGAUGGGCUUAUUUUGAACUCGGUGGUGUAUGGGGUUCCGUUGACCCGGAGCCAUCCAAUUGUGCGCCUUGUCUCCAACGUCAUAGGAAGUGCUUCGCUCGACAAAUACCACCUGCAGCAUGCCGUGCAUUACCGGCACGAUACGGAGCCUGUUUCCCAUGCUACAGCUAUCCGAAGGCCGGCGUGCAUAUCUUUUUGA
Messenger RNA from Nematocida major, 2214 nucleotides. RefSeq lists its product as uncharacterized. The transcript has a single exon. The record is from RefSeq and is a predicted model, not a curated record. Bases 1 to 2214 code for a protein of 737 amino acids. Lineage: Eukaryota; Fungi; Microsporidia.